AUGUCUGAUCAACCUAUUGCAUCUUUCUAUACAUUACCAUUGGAACUUAUUCAUUAUAUUUUCGGUUAUCUUGAUGCAAAAACAAUUGUUCGUACAUUUCGUAGUAUUUGCAAACGAUUCUACAUAGCUGUUAAAACAUAUGAUCAAUUUAAAUUAGAUUUUAAUUCGAUUUCAAAAUCAGACUUUCUUUUCCUUUGUAAUUUUAUUGAAUCCAAAAAUAUUGAGUCACUUACACUUUCUGAUAGAGAUGAAACACCAGGUCAAAUUGAAUAUUUUCUUUCGUUUAUUCGUAUCAAAUAUUUUAAUUGA
Rotaria sordida is the source of this 309-nucleotide messenger RNA. The record is from the annotation of a GenBank genome assembly. NCBI's taxonomy places the organism in Eukaryota, Metazoa, Rotifera, Eurotatoria, Philodinida, Philodinidae.